This is a messenger RNA of Sitodiplosis mosellana (orange wheat blossom midge), 1008 nucleotides long. RefSeq names its product serine protease inhibitor dipetalogastin-like. Gene Ontology annotation, molecular function: protein binding. Lineage: Eukaryota; Metazoa; Arthropoda; Insecta; Diptera; Cecidomyiidae. The record is from RefSeq and is a predicted model, not a curated record. The coding region runs from base 121 to 858 and encodes 245 amino acids. The transcript has a single exon.
AGUUUGCAUUAGUUCAAGCGAACAAGUCGAAAAGAAGAGUUCAAUAUGGGAAAUUAUAUCGAGUGAAUUAACUCAGUGGAAAUCAGUCAAAUUCAAUCAGAAAGUUUAAAACCUACAAAAAUGUGUUUGAGUAAAACAUUGUUUGUCAUUGCUGCGUUGGCGAUACAAUUUGCCAAUUCUGCAACAAUCAACGCGAAUGUCUGCAUUUGCACGCGUGAAUAUCUGCCGGUUUGUGGAUUCAAUGAUCAAACUUACUCCAACAACUGCGAGUUUCAAUGUGCAAAAUCGAAAGACGCACGUUUGGAAAUCAGAUUCCACGGUGAAUGUGAUGAAGCUGAUAGCAUCCCACCGAUUGAAGAGGCUGACUGCAUUUGUACCCUAGAAUACGCACCAGUUUGCGGCAACGAUGACCUCACCUACUCAAACGAAUGUGAAUUUGAUUGCAAGAAGAAAAUCAACGAGCGAUUAGAAGUCAGACACUCCGGAGAAUGCAGAGAUUCGAAAGAAAUUUCAUCAAUUUUAAGUGAUGAGUGGUUUCCAUGUGCUUGCCCGCUUAUAUACAUGCCUGUUUGUGGAAAUGACGACCAAUCUUACUCAAACGAAUGCGAUUUAAACUGUGCCAAAAAACGAAAUGCAAACCUUAAAGUCAAAUUUCAAGGACGAUGUGAUGAUAUAGAGACUUUGCCGAUGAACGAAGUUCAAAACUUACCAAUCGAUGAACAACUAUGCAUCUGCCCACUGUUAUUGCGCCCAGUUUGCGGUAGUGACGAUCAAACGUAUGAUAAUAAGUGCCUUUUAGACUGCACGAAAAGAACUAAAUCUGAUCUUACUUUAAAGCAUAAUGGCAACUGUUAUUAGUUUGAAAAUGAAAAUGAAACUUAUCAUAACCGUUUUAGCAGGACAUAGAUCAUAAGUUUAUUUAUUAAUUUCAUUUUAACCACUGGAUGGAUUUUCUUUAUUUGAAAUAUAGUCAUAUAUAUUAUGCAAAUACAUUGAAUUUUACUUGAA